AUGCCUCGCCUUCUGUUACUCCCGUCAUUAUUGCUGGUUCUGCUAGCGUCCUGUGUAUCUCCGCUGGUCAUCGAGAGUCCCGUCUGUCGACUGCUGACACAUGUGUCAAGCGAGUUUACGAACCUCACGGUACUGGAAUCCGGUGGACUUCAGGACUACCCAAUUGUGCCAGUGUGGCCGUUCACAGCUUGUGAGCCUCUACGUGGUCAGAACUUGACGGGAAAAGUGGCGCUUGUGCUUCGUGGGGACUGUAAUUUUGUGCAGAAAGUGUGGCAUGCUCAACGCGCGUUAGCAGCUGCUGUGGUGGUGAUGGACAAUGAGCUUCGACACGAACCACCGUACCACAUUAUCAUGAUGAAGGACGACAUGGCCAGCAGACUUCGCGUCCCAUCAGUGUUCGUUCCGUACACAUCCGGCGAGUGGCUGCUGGAUGCUAUAAGUCGCGCGGUUCCGUGGGAUCCACUACGAGUGACAGUUAGUGUCAGUGGAGAAUUGCCGCGACCGUCGACGCCGAACCGCUGGUUGAAGCGCGUGAUUGCCUACAUUUUUCUCAUCUCCUUUGUCUGUGCGCUCUCGAGCGGACUGGGCUUGCUUUCGUCCGCCAUAUUCCAGUGGGUUGGAAAGACUCGGCGAUCUCGUGUCGCGAAGCAGCUGCCGAUUGCUAAGUAUGAGCGCAACAUGCAACGCACUCUGCUCGCACAUCUGUUAAAAAGCCAAUUUGUGGUAGAUCGUCUUCCAUUUACUGCGAUCGAAAACGUUGCCCAUUUUGGUUGUGAUAACCAUCCGCAUGCGGACAGCGACUCUGUUGUGGUCACUACCGAUGCAAGUGCGAGCACGAACAAGAUGACGCAGACAGUUGCAAGUGGUGACAAUUGUUUCAUCGAGGAGGAAGGAAAACACGUGCAGCAAGAAAAGAGGUUGAUCAUGGACGAAAUGACCUACCAGAGCUCCAGCGGCUCGGACACCGAAACUUGCUCAAUAUGUUUGGAUGAUUUCGAGGAUGGGGCGGACGUGAAAGUCCUCCCUUGUCAGCAUUUUUUUCAUGUGGACUGUAUUAACCCGUGGCUUGAAGGCCAGAGCGGACGCUGCCCCCUUUGCAAGCAAGACGCGAUUGCCACUGUUUCUGGUGAGGCCAAGAAAGUUUUUGGCUUCGCGCUGCCUAGGAUUGACCAAAUCCUUCAACAAGAACAUUGGGUUCACACGUUCUUCCUCAUGUUGCCUGCAAGCUUCAUCAGUUGCCUUCUUGUCAAUGUUGCCGCAUCUAUCAUUGGCACUGUGUGGCCAUGA
This is a messenger RNA of Peronospora matthiolae, 1287 nucleotides long. The record is from the annotation of a GenBank genome assembly. Lineage: Eukaryota; Oomycota; Peronosporomycetes; Peronosporales; Peronosporaceae.